AUGCUCAGUCGGAGCGGGGACCAACCCACUACGCCGAAGGAUGAACUUACGCAAUAUCUUAAUAGUGAUACUGUUGAUAUGGGCCCUUUAUCGUUUUGGAAGGAGAAUCAGCAUCGCUUUCCAGCGCUUGCGGCCAUGGCGCGAGAUACUCUUUCGGUGCUAGCAACUGGAUCUAGUGUUGAACGGCUGUUUAACACUACCCGUGAUAUCUGUCAUUAUCGCCGAGGACGGUUGAAUGCGACGACAAUCUAG
Penicillium riverlandense is the source of this 252-nucleotide messenger RNA. RefSeq lists its product as uncharacterized. The record is from RefSeq and is a predicted model, not a curated record. Gene Ontology annotation, molecular function: protein dimerization activity. The transcript has 2 exons. NCBI's taxonomy places the organism in Eukaryota, Fungi, Ascomycota, Eurotiomycetes, Eurotiales, Aspergillaceae. The coding region runs from base 1 to 252 and encodes 83 amino acids.